GUUAUGGGCAAGUCAGAAAGCCAGAUGGAUAUAACUGAAAUGAAUACUCCAAAACCAAAGAAGAAACUGCGAUGGAGUGGCCUGGAAAUAGGGCUAACUGUUGUAGUGAUUCUGCUAGCUAUUGUAGCGAUCACAAUGAUAGUUCUGUAUGCAACAUAUGAUGAUGGGGUCUGCAAGACAUCAGACUGUAUAAAGUCAGCAGCCCGAAUCCUUGAGAACAUGGACACGACUGCAGAGCCUUGUAAUGAUUUUUACCAAUAUGCCUGUGGAGGAUGGCUUAAGAGGAACGUCAUUCCAGAAACCAGCUCCCGUUAUAGUAACUUUGACAUUUUAAGAGACGAACUAGAAGUUGUUUUAAAAGAUGUCCUUGACACACCAAGCACCAAUGAUAUAACAGCAGUGCAGAAGGCAAAAACUCUGUACAGAUCGUGCAUAAAUGAAACUACCAUUGAUAGCAGAGGUGGAACACCUUUAAUCAGUUUAUUGCCAGAUGUAUCUGACUGGCCUGUAGCAACAACCAACUGGGAAUCUUCCUAUGGUACUGCUUGGACAGCUGAGACGGCUAUUGCACAGCUGAACUCCAAAUACGGAAAAAAGGUCCUUAUUAAUUUUUUCGUUGGCACAGAUGAUAAAAAUUCCACAGCACAUAUCAUUCAUAUCGACCAGCCUGGGCUUGGCCUGCCUUCUCGGGACUAUUAUGAAUGCACUGGUGCAUACACAGAGGCAUGUUCCGCCUAUGUUGAUUUCAUGAUUUCUGUAACUAAACUAGUCCUACAAGAAAGAAAUAUUUCUUUCAGUGAGGCUGAUAUUUCUGAACAAAUGAAAAGAGUUAUGGACCUGGAGAAAGAGAUUGCCAAUGCAACAACAAAGUCUGAAGACAGGAAUGAUCCACUUCUGCUGUACAAUAAAAUGACCUUGGCACAACUCCAAAACAAUUUCUCCUUGGAAAUUGAUCAUAAGGUAUUCAACUGGUCAAAGUUCAUAAAUGAUAUAAUGUCAACUGUACAAAUUAACGUUGAGAACACUGAACAUGUCGUUGUCUAUGAUCCAGAAUACCUUAUCAGGCUGAAGUCUAUUCUUAAUAAAUACACUCCCAGAGACCUUCAAAAUUACAUGAUCUGGCGAUUCGUAAUGGAUCUUGUCAACAGCCUAAGCCGUAACUACAAGGACACGAGGAAUACUUUUCGUAAGGCACUAUACGGCACAACAUCAGAAACUGCUGUUUGGCGUCGUUGCGCAAACUAUGUCAAUGGCAACAUGGAGAAUGCAGUAGGACGAUUAUAUGUAGAGGAAGCAUUUGCUGGAGACAGUAAACACAUGGUUGAGGAAAUGAUUGCAGACAUACGUGAUGUUUUUAUAAAAACCUUAGAUGAGCUUACCUGGAUGGAUGCAGAAACCAAAACCAAAGCAGAACAAAAAGCAAGAGCAAUUAGGGAGAGAAUUGGUUAUCCUGAUGAGAUCGUGACUGAUGACAAUAAGCUGAACAGUGAGUAUGAGGAGCUGGACUACAAAGAAGAAUACUACUUUGAAAACAUUAUUCAAAAUUUAGUAUUUACCCAGAAGAAAAGGUUGAAAAAGCUUAGAGAAAAGGUGGACAAAGAAGAGUGGAUAAGUGGAGCUGCUGUUGUCAAUGCUUUUUAUUCAGCAAGUAGAAAUCAGAUAGUCUUCCCAGCUGGCAUUUUGCAACCCCCUUUCUUCAGUGCAUCCCAGCCCAGAUCUCUGAAUUAUGGUGGCAUAGGCAUGGUCAUCGGUCAUGAAAUCACACAUGGUUUUGAUGACAAUGGCAGAAAUUUUAAUGAGAAUGGAGACCUUGUAGACUGGUGGACUGAAGAAUCGGCAAGCAAUUUUAAGGAGCUAUCCCAGUGUAUGGUGUACCAGUAUGGAAACUUCUCAUGGGACCUAGCAGGUGGACAGAAUCUGAGUGGAAUCAACACACUAGGAGAAAACAUUGCUGAUAACGGCGGUAUUAGACAAGCAUAUAAGGCCUAUGAAAACUUUGUGAAAAAGCACGGAAAAGAAAAGCUUCUACCUGGUCUUGAAAUGAACCAUAAACAGCUGUUUUUCCUGAACUUUGCACAGGUAUGGUGUGGAACAUACAGACCAGAAUAUGCUGUGAAUUCCAUCAAAACUGAUGUGCACAGCCCAGGCAAAUUCAGGGUCAUAGGAUCAUUGCAGAACUCUCCAGAGUUUUCUGAAGCCUUUUCAUGCACCAACAGAAACUACAUGGAUCCUGCUAAAAAGUGCCGUGUUUGGUGA
Messenger RNA from Nestor notabilis (Kea), 2256 nucleotides. RefSeq names its product membrane metallo-endopeptidase (gene MME). Lineage: Eukaryota; Metazoa; Chordata; Aves; Psittaciformes; Psittacidae. Bases 4 to 2256 code for a protein of 750 amino acids. Gene Ontology annotation, molecular function: metalloendopeptidase activity. The transcript is spliced from 22 exons. Gene Ontology annotation, cellular component: plasma membrane. The record is from RefSeq and is a predicted model, not a curated record. Gene Ontology annotation, biological process: protein processing; amyloid-beta clearance.